GAACUCGUGACUUUCUGGUCCAGAUUCGUUUUUUUCACCUCGCCAUCCGCGGAAUAUCGCUUCACCGUGGCGCGCUGGCCAAAUGUUCACAUGGAUAAGGUGGGACAGCCUAUGAAGGUGGAACUGCAGGAUUGGACCCACAUGGAGGUAGCGGUACCGAAGUUGUGCAACACAGAAGAUGCGUCGGUCAAUGUCGCGAUGAAAGCGGUGGCCAAGCUGGUGAAAGUCCAAAAUGGCGACAUUUUUGUGGCGGCCUGUGAGGCUGAGCCGAAGGGUCCUGCCAUCCAGGACGCUCCACCUUUGGAGCAUCCGCCGGGGCUUUUGCAGAACCGUGGCAGUUUGGGGCAUCCGGAAAUGUGCCAAAGGCCUUGUGUCUACAUCUCAGCUUACGGUACACCUUGCCCACAUGGAGAUGCAUGCGGCUACUGCCAUUUCACCCAUACCGAGAGACGCACCACGCUUGAUAAGAGGCAGCGAGAGUUUUUGCGGGCACUGAAAGAACAGCAACUCAUCAGUGUGCUUCUGCCCCAUUUCCAAGCCAAGUUGACCUCGGGCAAGGUGCCUUCCGCUGCGGCAGAUGUCGUGGAGUACCUACAGCGCCGCGCAAAAAGUCACGUUGGAAGCGCGGCGGGGAACUCCAUACGUCCUGAGGUGCCAGAAAGCUUGGACGCUGUCUUGGGGCAGAUGAGCUUUUCUUGGCUGGUGAGUCUCUUUCCUUUCAAGAAAGAUCCGUCCUUUGUAGAGACGCUCGACCGGUUGCUGCUUGCCUAUGCUGCCGGUCGGACAUCGCUGUGACGUCCGUGGCAUCGUAAAGCAGCGUUUGUCGGCAGUUGUAAUCUGUCGUUGCCCAAAAAGCGGGGUGAACGGUACAUGGGGAACUGGAUGGGCUUGAGUCGCC
This is a messenger RNA of Cladocopium goreaui, 898 nucleotides long. The record is from the annotation of a GenBank genome assembly. Lineage: Eukaryota; Dinophyceae; Suessiales; Symbiodiniaceae.